GCUGCUGUGCAGGCGAUGCCGCAGAGAAGGGCUGGCGAGGACCCCGGACGGGGGCGGAGGUGGGGUGGUGGCCCGGGAGGCGACGAGACCUAUGCAUCCCCGGGCCAAGGCGGAGGGCAGGGCGGAGCCGGGCAGGUGGCCCCGGCAGCCCGGGAGAGCGCUGAGCGCGCGCCGCACCUGCAAGUCUGCGGCUGGCAAUGCGCGCAGGGCGGAAAGUUUGGAAGUGGCGGGACCGGGAGGAACCGCGCCACCCGCGGUGACCUUAGGCGAGGGGUCACCCUCCGGUCUCCCCGCGCGUCCCCCACCCCCACUCCGCUGCAGGCUUGGACACCGAGUCCCGCGUCCUCCGAGCCGGCUCGCACUCCCGGGACCGCAGAGUCCGGGCGGGGCAAGCGUAAGGAAGCACCUGUCCGACCCGCGCUGGACCCUGGGCUCGGAAGUGUCUCCUCGGACCAGAUCGAACAACUGCACAGGAGGUUCAAGCAGCUGAGUGGGGACCAGCCCACCAUUCGCAAGGAGAACUUCAACAAUGUCCCUGACCUGGAGCUCAACCCAAUCCGAUCCAAAAUCGUUCGUGCCUUCUUCGACAACAGGAACCUGCGCAAGGGACCCAGUGGCCUGGCCGACGAGAUCAACUUCGAGGACUUCCUGACUAUCAUGUCCUACUUCCGGCCCAUCGACACCACCCUGGGCGAGGAGCAGGUGGAGCUGUCCCGAAAGGAGAAGCUGAAAUUUCUGUUCCAUAUGUAUGACUCGGACAGUGACGGCCGCAUCACCCUGGAAGAAUAUAGAAAUGUGGUGGAGGAGCUGCUUUCUGGAAACCCUCACAUCGAGAAGGAGUCAGCACGAUCCAUCGCAGAUGGAGCCAUGAUGGAGGCGGCCAGUGUGUGCGUGGGGCAGAUGGAACCAGACCAGGUGUACGAGGGGAUCACCUUUGAGGACUUCCUGAAGGACCAGUGCAGGGGACAGUGGGAAGCCUAGCUCCAAGGCCUGCCUCACCCCAGGAAGCCCAUCGGGGCACCUCUAUAGAUGCUGGAUGACAGCUUGGCAGUGUGGCACCCCAACAUCAGAGGGAGACACGCCACCUGCCUAUGUUAGGUUCCUCUGUCCCUCUGUCCCUGCUCUCAUCCUGACUCCCCACGUGCGCCCCCCACCUAAUUGUUAAUUGCCAAGGAAUGGGAGAGGGUGAUCUUGGGAGGGACAAGGCUUUGUCUUGUAAAUGGUCUUGUGAACUGAAUGUCCAGGCCCUAACUGGCCAGGGUUGACAGUCUACAGCAGUGUCACUCGAUACAGAUUGCUCUACCUGAGCACAAGUGUAUCUGAGCAGCUGGACCCCUAUUCCACAGAGGUUAUGGCGACCACGCUGGUGGGUUAUUUAAUGAUGCUAUCUAAUGGAGCCCGCCAUGUAGUUUACAUUAGUGCUCCUUGGAUGAGGCUGACCUUAUCUGAGUCUGGAAAGGGGGAGGCAUGGAGGGGCAACCCUGGAAUGACACUAAGGAAAAGGAGGCUGUCGUUGGCAUGGAACUGAGCCCGUUGUGGGGUGUGGGUGAGAUUGAAGAGCCCACCCAUGGUGGAGCUUGGAUUCAGGACUUCAUCCUAACUUGCCAUGGUGACCAUCUCGGCAAGAACCAGAGUAACCGGAAGAGAGAGCUGGGAGUUGUCCCUCGCUUAGCUCACAGCCUUGGAACCCAUCCCGCUUCUCAUUGGCCAGGUGGCUCAGUUGGUGGGGCUCAGAAGGGGGUGGGAAGGCCGAGGACCCGGCUUGGGCAGGUGUCAGGCAGUGGUGGGGUGCCUCCUGAUGCCACUCCCUCCG
Molecule: messenger RNA, 1813 nt
Organism: Mesocricetus auratus (golden hamster)
Lineage: Eukaryota; Metazoa; Chordata; Mammalia; Rodentia; Cricetidae
Gene: Tesc
Product: tescalcin
Exons: 8
Coding region: 16-981 (321 amino acids)
Molecular function (GO): calcium ion binding
Source: RefSeq, a predicted model, not a curated record